Molecule: messenger RNA, 2591 nt
Organism: Kickxella alabastrina
Lineage: Eukaryota; Fungi; Kickxellomycota; Kickxellomycetes; Kickxellales; Kickxellaceae
Product: divergent CRAL/TRIO domain-containing protein
Exons: 2
Coding region: 205-2109 (634 amino acids)
Biological process (GO): small GTPase-mediated signal transduction
Cellular component (GO): cytoplasm
Molecular function (GO): GTPase activator activity
Source: RefSeq, a predicted model, not a curated record
AUUCGAGAAAAGUCCAGAUAAUGCUAAUAAAAAUAGUUUACUGGCUGUUUUCCCCUUUAUUAAUAAUUAUAAAUUUCUCUUUUUUUACAAUCCUUGACGAAAUUUAACCCCGACAUCUUACGUCACUAAUCUCGUGUCACGGAAGGAGGAAGCCCAAACAUAUUUCCAUUCUAGCCAGCAGCCAAUAAAUCCAACUUGCCGGCAAUGAACUCGGGAAAUGGCUUUGCCAACUUUGCCAAAAAGUUUAACGACUUUGGCAACCAGCUCGGCAACAACAUCAAGCGCGUAUUUAACGAUGACGACGAUAACGAAAAUGACAGCGUGAAUGGCCACUAUCAACAACAUGGUCAGCGCCAACAGCAGCAGCCGCCACCGUCAGCGUCGCAACGCAGGACGUACUCAUCCGACGACGUGCUUGGUUUGGAUGCCGAGGCAUUCCGUGAGGCGACAAUUGAGGGCAACGACGGCGGCGAGCUGGCCACGUACGUCAACGAGAAGCUGGUGUACGAGGCAGGCGUGGACCACGAAAGUCGCCCGAUGCUGGUAUUUGCCGCAUGCCGAAUGCUGAACCCCGACGUAGUCGACUAUGACAGGCUACUAAACCUCAUUCUGUUCCGGCUUGAGGACUUUGUCGAGAGCGACUACACGGUUGUUUUAUUUGCUGCCAACGCGCGAUACAAGCCUAACCUCAAGUGGCUGUUCACGGCGUACCGGCGGCUGAACCGCAAAUACAAAAAGAAUCUCAAGGCCCUGUACAUUGUGCACCCGUCAAAGUGGGUGCAGAUUCUGAUGACGGCGAUGAACGCAGUUCUGAGCCCAAAGUUUGCCAAAAAGGUGCAGUGGGUUGAUACGCUAUCUGAACUCGCGACCUCGCUGCCAAUCGACCAGAUAAACAUUCCGCCCGAGGUGUACCAGUACAACGCGACCAAGGAGGCUGAGAUCAAGCUGCCGGUUCAAAAGGCGCCUAUGAGCCGCUUCUUUGGCGUGCCGCUCGAGCAGCUCAUGGGAGUGCACGGCGAGCUCGGUCUCCCGGCGCCCGUAGCCGAUGCACUGGACUACCUGUACACGCAUGCGCUUGAGGUACAGGACCUGUUCCGCCGCUCACCGCCCUCAGCGACAUUGCAGAAGGUGCGCUCCCAAUAUGAGGCCAAGGGCGCCAUCUCGGUCACCUACGCUGUUUGGGGCGAACACGUUGCUGCAGCCAUUCUGAAAACCUGGUGCCGCGAGCUCCCACAUCCAAUCAUCCCAGCGCACUACUACGAGCUCGUCCGGGAGCUACCGGACCCUGUGACUCAGCCCGAGCAAGCUGUUGCCUACGCGCGCGACGUUGUGCUGCCGGCUCUGGCCGAUCCGCCGUGCGUGUCCCUGCUGCUUGCUGCACUGUUUGGACUGCUACGCGCUAUUGCUGAUCACUCGCGCACUAACAACAUGACUUCUGGUCGGCUCGCGGCAGCAUGGGCGCCAAACUUUGUGCACUCGUCGCAGCCGGACGUCGAUAUCACAAUGUGCUCGGUGACACGGUUCUCCGAGGCCCCUGCAGGCAGCGAGCCUAGACGCUCCACCGGUCACUUUAACGACGACAAUGAUACUGACGAAGAUGACGACGACGAAGAUGAUGAUGUCUUGGAUCUGGGUGAGCAGGACAAUGAGAACCGCCCCAAUGUUGUUACGCUGACUAAGCUGAUGAUUGACAACUACCAGGCUAUUUUUAAGCCUACGCUUGAGGCCGCCGAGGCUUUGACGAAGCGACAGGCUCCGAGGGUCAACAACACGGCGCCGCCGCCAAAGCCGCCGCGCAGAGCCCCAUCUGCAACAGUUGUCUCCACUGCUGCUACAUCUAUCGCAACAGCCGCUAUCCCGGCUGCUUCAGGCAUGGCUCCGCCGCUUGUGCAGGCCAGCGAUGAAGAUAUCGCUGCGCUAGUCCAGGAGCUCGGCACCACAGGUUUGGAGGCUGGUAACGAUGCGGUGGCGGCGGCCAGAAAGCCAGUGACAGUCGAGGAUAUCACCCGGCGCCUACAGGCCGAGCACGAUGCUGCAAGAGAAGUGUCUAACGCAAAGGUCAGCAGCGACGCAGCUUCUGAGGAAAUCGUCAUUAGCAAUUUUGUGUAAAGCAAUAGGCCAUUUAUAUUUUUCUUGUGAGUGCAAUGAGCGGGAUAUUCCGUUGGCGCAUACGUGCCAGGCCAUGGCUGCAUCGAACACUUUUUAUCUUUUUUAAUGGGCUGAUUCUAAUCUCUAUUUUUCAGCGGUCUGUAUCCGAAAAUACGCCCUGCAACUCCUUUUUUGCAAAGAUCUGCUGCUUGUAAUGGAUUGUAUAUAUCUUUUGCAUAUCACUUUCAGGACCACUGGACACGAGUGCCGUGCCAGGGGUUCCAAUUUGAUAUGGGCGAAGAAGAGCUCACCGGAACACUUACGUUCCGUAAUACUAGUCCAGGACAGCUGCCUCAACUACCACGCACAACGCAAUCCCCCACAUUCGGACACCAGCCCCACUGUCCCCUUGGUAGCUAUAAACGCAGCACCGCCACCCAUUGCAGGGGAAUUAUGAAUUACUCGUUUAAUAUGUGUUUUAUUGCUUUUAUAAUAAGAUUUGC